This is a messenger RNA of Xiphophorus hellerii (green swordtail), 2854 nucleotides long. It is a transcript of the gene fbxo48, whose product is annotated as F-box protein 48. The record is from RefSeq and is a predicted model, not a curated record. The transcript is spliced from 3 exons. Gene Ontology annotation, molecular function: protein binding. The coding region runs from base 1513 to 1974 and encodes 153 amino acids. Lineage: Eukaryota; Metazoa; Chordata; Actinopteri; Cyprinodontiformes; Poeciliidae.
UUUUUGUAAAAAGUAAAUGGUCGACCUGUUUUUAUGAACUCUGAUUGAAAGUUUAAUCAUUAUUGUCGCAGUUUAUCUGGGAUUUAGAGCCUGAAACAGUUUCUGAGGAACUGCUUCUGCUCUGCGGGGAAUAGAGGAAAUAUGGCCGAAAAAUGUCAAAUAUUCUAUCAGUGAUGGACAACAAAGUCUUCUGUGUGUUCACAAACCGACCGAUGACAAAAACGAACUGGUUCUAAUAGUCUGCAGGGGCGUUUUGGUCCAAAGAGAACAGAAAGGACAGGGACAGUCCUGCCGGGGGGAUUAAACACCCUGCAGGGCCGAUCUGAAGUCCAGAGGGGCCCUGGGCUCACUGUAACCCCCAACCCCCAGUUUUAUCCUUUUCAAGUUCAUCUGUUUGUAUUGACUUGUUUAUUUAUAUUUUUAUUGACUUAUUUGUUUAUCAUGGGCAUAGUAGGUUUUAAAAGAAAUCUUAAGAUUAUAGUGAAACUGCAGAUGUUCAGUCUGAAAUACUUUCGAGGUUCCUUACAAUCUGGGACGGAUGGUAUAAGUGGGCUAGUAGGGCUAAGCCCUCCCUGACAUUUACAAAAAAGUUGUUAAAAUAAACAACUUAAAAAUAAAUACAUUUUAGAAAUAAUGUAUCACAUUUUGUUACUUUUUCAACAAACCUGGUGUCAAACCACCUGGGGAAAAUCCCUGGGUCUUUCAGAAGGGCUCACUUCUGACAGCGUUACUGUCAUUUAGCAUUACUGUCAUUUAGCAUUACUGUCAUUUAACGUUACCGUCAUUUAGCGUUACCGUCAUUUAACGUUACCGUCAUUUAGCGUUACCGUCAUUUAGCGUUACCGUCAUUUAACGUUACCGUCAUUUAGCAUUACUGUCAUUUAGCAUUACUGUCAUUUAGCAUUACUGUCAUUUAACGUUACUGUCAUUUAGCAUUACUGUCAUUUAACGUUACCGUCAUUUAACGUUACUGUCAUUUAGCAUUACUGUCAUUUAGCAUUACUGUCAUUUAGCAUUACUGUCAUUUAACGUUACUGUCAUUUAGCAUUACUGUCAUUUAGCGUUACCGUCAUUUAGCGUUACCGUCAUUUAGCGUUACCGUCAUUUAGCGUUACCGUCAUUUAGCGUUACUGUCAUUUAGCGUUACCGUCACGGCUCAGAAUGAUUGACAGGCUUCUAGCCACGCCCCCUCGGGCACAGCAUUCAUCCAAUCGGAUGGACUUGCCUCGAGCGCCAGUGUGUGGGCGUGGUUUGGCGUAGACUGAGAAGGAGCGAUGGCGAGCAAUAUUAGCAUAAACGAGGUGGAUUAUUUAGCCUAUUUGCGUCCCAGAAAAGUCGUUGGAGUGAGUUUCUCUUUAAAUAAGGAAAGCUCCCUGUCUUUGGAGGAAGAUCCCUCUCUCUCCUCGCUCCUCUGGACCUGAGCGUUGGUUCUGGUUCUGCUCCAGGACUGCAGCUCCCCUCCAGGUGUGUAACUGGGUGUGUGACUCAGGUGGUCCACCCUGUUGCAGUAUUAUGCAGCAUGAGUCUGCGGGGCCCUCGCCAGUGUUUCUGCUCUGUGAGCGAAGAGCCGGCCUGACGUCCCUGGAAGCUUGCGGCUCUCAGAACUUCGCAGAGACUCUUCCCACGGAGAUGAGCGUGAGGAUCUUCAGAGAGCUGGACGCAGAAAGCCUGUGCAGAGCCUCCAGGACGUGCAAACUGUGGCGCUCCAUCAUCGAUGACAGCGAGCAGCUGUGGAGGCAGCAGUGCAUGCUGGUCCGGGCCGUCUGUCGCCGGGAGGUGGACAGCGACCGCAGCGACGGCCUCUCCUGGAAGGUGACCCUGCUGAGGAACUACAGCCGCAGCCGGGUGAAGGCGGCCUGGCUAGCUGGCCGCUACAGCGGCGUGCGCUCUGCAGACGAGCUGCUGGGCAGCAAGAUGGCGCCGCUGGACGCAGAGACCUGGGGGGAGAUCCUGCAGGCGGAGCUCGACAGAUGAAGAAGAGGAUGAUGAGGCACUUCUCCCUGAUUUUGACUCUAACGUGUUUUUUUCUCUGAGUUCACUUUAAUGCAACACAGAUAACUGUAUAUAUAUAUUUAAUGUUUUUUAAAGAAAUCUGAUCAUGGUGGAUGAAUUUGGAGUAAAUAUAUGUGAGCUGGAAGUUUACAGUCCACUUCCUGUUGCCUGUCUGAGAUGUGAGUGAUGUCAGUGGGCCAGCAGAACCAGUUGAUCCGGGUCACAGCGUGGCGCCCGUGCCUCGGGACGCCCCCUGGCGGCCGGUCUGGACAUGGCAGCAUCAUGUCUGAUCCUGCUGGGUUCUGAUUGGUUCCUGAAUGUAACUGCCAAUCAUCGUGCAUUAGUCAUCAUUUAUCUACAGAGAAACUUCAUAAAACACAUUUAUUAAUGCUGCUGUUGAUCAUAGCGGUCUCACGUUCAUCUAGUAAAAUGAAUUAAAUGUAAACUUGUAACUAAAUCGUUUAAAUUCUGCUGAACGAACCGACCAGAAGGUUCUGGAGGGACGAAACUGAUCCUCAGCUUGAAGCGCAUCACCUCACACAGACUCUUCAUUUAAAACAGCAACUGGUAUAAAAUAUACUGAGCUGAGAGUCAGAACUGGUUACAGUGAAAACCUGGUUGGGCCCAGUGGAGCGGUUCCUCACUUCAUGAUAAAACAUAAAUUUCAUGUUCGCUGGAAGCAGACAGACGUUUUCAUGCAUCAACUGUUUCUGCAGAGCAUUCAGCCUCUGGAUUACACUGUAAAACUGAAAACCUGCAUAAAACUUCAAUCAUGAUUUAAAAACAUAAAACAUGUCAAAAAUCUGAGUAAUUUGACAACAGCUGAACGACUGAUUAAAAGUUUGAUGGUUUUUAGGUUGAA